Porites lobata is the source of this 315-nucleotide messenger RNA. The record is from the annotation of a GenBank genome assembly. Lineage: Eukaryota; Metazoa; Cnidaria; Anthozoa; Scleractinia; Poritidae.
AUGACUGUCCGAAACAGGGACUUUAUAGAAGAUUACAGGAACCUUCAGUCACCAAAGACAAGAGCUCUGAUUCAAGAAUUAACUGCGGAAUUAGUUCGUUUCUUUAAAGGACUAUAUGGCGACUCUUUUGAGGGAAUAGUAAUUAUUAGUCUUUUUGAAGGAAGUGUUGGGGUUAACUUUGAAUUAUCACUUGAGCCAUCAUCGAACGUGGCCAAUACCACUGUUGUAGAAGAACUCAAAAGGGGCAAUGGAACUCAAGCCUUGGGUUUUCUAGAGUUGGGCGAAAUAUCCGCAGUAGAACAAAUCCCGGAGCCG